Molecule: messenger RNA, 3620 nt
Organism: Gadus morhua (Atlantic cod)
Lineage: Eukaryota; Metazoa; Chordata; Actinopteri; Gadiformes; Gadidae
Product: transient receptor potential cation channel subfamily V member 1-like
Exons: 18
Coding region: 297-2867 (856 amino acids)
Biological process (GO): calcium ion import across plasma membrane
Cellular component (GO): plasma membrane
Molecular function (GO): protein binding; calcium channel activity
Source: RefSeq, a predicted model, not a curated record
CACACACUGGCAGAACAAACACUCACAAACACACACAUGCCAUGCUGGCUUUCCUCUUCCUCCUAUUCCUCUCCUUCUUACCGGCAGCACAAGAUACUCUUCAAUGGACCAACGAUUGAUGGGCGCACUCCUUAACGCACACCGUCACAACGCAAAUAAAUAAAUAAACUAACCGAGGAUGACAGGGCACAAUGCUGUUCACACGGUCACACCAGAGUAAGAAUGAAUGAGUGGAUGGAUAUGUAGCCCAGCGUUGAAGUUCUGAGAAGAUAAAAACAAAAAAAGUAUUACACAAAAUGAACCCAUCAGGUACCAGCGACAACCUUCUGGGGUCUGAGGGGGGUGCUCCUCCGGAGUUCCGUCUCCCAGACUCAGACCCAGGGGGUGCUGCCCCCCCAGAGAGGGCUGCUGCGGGCUCCAGGUGGGGGUUCGUGGGGCCCGCUGCAGAGGAGGAGAUCACGGGGGACCCGUGUAGCUCUCCAGAGAGCUGCAGUGAGGAAGACGGUCUCCCGGUCCCAGGGGAGAAGGAGAAGUUCCCGCAGCUGAUGGAGGUGGACGACCGGCCGCCCGAGGAGAGAGCACGGCUGAGGGAGCAGUGGCAGAAGCAGAGGACGUCCUCGAUCUUGUCUGUCCUGACCAUGGGCUGCCUGCGGACCGAGAAGCCCCCCAUGGACUCUAACAACCAGGAGGAGCUGGCGCCCGACAGCCCCGUAUGCCGCUUCAGGCUGGAACCAAUCCCUGCCAAUGACGAAGAAAGGUUUGACAUCGACAAACUGUUUGAAAUUGUAGCGAGCGGUGAUGUUGAGAGGCUGCAUGGACUGAAGGACUACUUGCAUAAGACCAUGAAACUGCUCUCUCACUCACUGUAUCAGUCCCAUGGGAAGACAACCCUGAUGAAGGCUCUGCUGAACGUGAGCAGUGGCCAGAAUGAGAUAGUGGACUGCCUGUUGAACAUUGCAGAGGACAUGGGAGACAUCAAGAAGCUGAUAAAUUUGUCCUACACAAGCUCCUACUAUAAAGGUCAAACGGCUCUCCACAUUGCCAUCGAGAGAAGGAACACGUAUUAUGUGAAGAAGCUGGUGGAGAAGGGAGCAGACCUCCACGCCAAAGCCUGCGGGAAACUGUUCCAGCCCGACAGCUCUGAGCCCAGCUUCUACUUUGGGGAGCUGCCUCUGUCCCUGGCUGCCUGCACCAACCAGCCUGAGCUGGUGGACCUCCUGCUGGGCGCGUCGGCCAGCGUCGUGGAGAAGGACUCCCAUGGCAACACGGUGCUGCACGCCCUGGUGAUGGUGGCGGAUGACGACAGCCAUCACAACACCAGGUUCAUCAAAGCCAUGUAUGACCACAUCCUGCUCGCCACCGCCAAGGUCAACACGGACUGGAGGUUGGAGUCCAAAGAGAACAAGGAGGGGCUGACCCCCCUGAAGCUGGCCGCCAAGACGGGCAAGGUGGAGCUGUUCAAGCACCUCCUCCAAAGGGAGUUCAAGAACAAGGACACAAAGCACCUGUCCCGCAAGUUCACCGAGUGGGCGUAUGGACCCAUCAGCUGCUCCCUGUACGAUCUGGACUCCCUGGACACCUACGAUGACGACAGGUCCAUCCUGGAACUGGUGGUGUAUGGCAGCGACAACCCUAGGCGUAUGGACCUGCUGCAGGUGGAGCCUCUGUGUGGCCUGCUGAACGAGAAGUGGAACCAAUUCGCAGGCCGUCUCUUCCUGCUCCACUUCCUGGUCUACCUGCUCUACCUCGGGGCCUUCACCACCAUCGCCUACAACAAGAAAGACAUGCAUCCAUUCCAAUCAGUGAAGACCGCCAGAGGAUACAUGUACAUUGUCUUUCGUCUGAUUACAGUCAUAGCAUCAAUUUACUUCUUCCUCCGAGGGAUCGUGGACUUGAUGAGAAAGCGCCCAAAACUAAGCACAUUCCUGAUAGAUGGCUACUAUGAUGUCUUGUUCUCCACUCAGGGCUUGCUGUUCCUGGUGUCUGCGGCUCUGUACCUGGUCAGCUGCUCAGAGUAUCUGGGCUUCAUGAUUCUCAGCAUGGUGUUGGGCUGGGUCAACCUUCUCUACUUCACCAGGGGCCUGAAACGCAUAGGCGUCUACAGCGUCAUGAUACAGAAGGUCCUCACUGGUGACAUCAUCCCCUUCUUCCUCAUCUACGUCGUCUUCCUCUCUGGCUUCUCCGCAGCCAUAGUCACCAUGCUCACAGACCAGCCCCAGUGGAUGGGGGAGGAGUCGGAGCCUCCGUCCUGCACUGUGGAGGCGGACUGCAAGGGGCCGGACUUCAGGGACAUCACCUACACCGCCCUGGAGCUCUUCAAGCUCACCAUCGGGAUGGGAGACCUUCACUUCAGCAAGGGCUAUAAGUACGAGGAGUUGCUGUACCUGCUGCUGAUUGGGUACAUUGUGCUCACCUACGUCCUGCUCUUCAACAUGCUCAUCGCCCUGAUGAGUCACACGGUGGAGGAGACCGCCAAGGAGAGCACCCGCAUCUGGAAGCUACAGAGAGCCAUCACCACGCUGGACCUGGAGUGGGGCCUCCCUCGGUGUGUGAGGAGCAGGCUACGGUCCGGGGUGGAGAAGGACCUGUCUGGGGGCGGCAUGGCCAACGAACGGGGCAAGCGCUGGUGCUUCAGAGUGGAGGAGGUGGACUGGAGCGAAUGGAGGGUCAAUCUGGGGAACAUUAGGGAGGAGCCCAUGUCUACACCGAAAACACCAACAGCACCACCAGCUCCCGUGGACAAAAUAGGGAGCAGUAUUUCAUUCCAUCUAGCCUUGGCCAGGAAAUGUUCCCCCAUGCAGAAGAAUCCGAAAUGUCCUGUGGCUGUUCCGUCAGAGAUCAUCAAAAGAACAACAGCUGGAGAAUGAAGCAUAACAUGAAUGCCUGGUCGCUGGGGUUGUCAUUCACUAUACAUUUAAAUCAUAAUCAAAAAAUCUUUUACUGCUCUGUCUAUUAUGAAAGUUGAAUCAUUGAAGUAAGACUUGGGAUUUCAAAUCAUCGUAAAGAGAACAAUGAAAUUAUAUCUGCUUUAUAUGCUCAAAAUGCAAUGUUACCUUCUGUUAACCACAGUGGCUGUUAAAUGGCAUUCAAAAGCCACUUUGCAAAGAACUGUAUAACUGAUGUAACCUGAAUGUCCCCACAAAUCUCUGUCUGCUGGAUGUUUGAUCGGCAGUUUUUCCUCAAAAGAUCUGGGUCACAGCACUAGAUGUAUCCUCCCCUUUCUUGCUCAAAUCCCAGCAGACUGAAGAGACAGCUGGACAACUUCUCCCAGGCUUCACAGAAUUUAUUUCGCUGAGCUGUUAAAAAAAGCCAUUCAUUUGACUGGUGGGGAUCUGUAACUAUACAGCUCCUGCACAGCCUAUCAGCAGGGCCAAAGGGCAAUGUACUUUUUACAUUGUGCUCGUGUAGUUUUGUUUUUGUUUCAGAAUUAAAAGUUAAUUCAUUCUAUCAUAGAUGAUAAACAACCUGUUUGGACAAAUGUAUUUUCUGCUUCUCCGUGUUACAUAAGCUAACAAACUUAACAAGCUAAAUUCACCCAACCAAACAGAAAAAAAGGCCGCCAAUUUACUGACAUAACGUGACAAUACCAUGGACCUAUUAAAGAUUUACCACUCUUUCAA